AACUAAUUUCACUCGCUUGGAACAAUCUCUGCCCAAUCAGCAGAAACCCACUCAGCAGAAGGUCAAAGCGUAAACAAACGGCGGCGUGGUGCAAAAACGGAAAAUUCUGGUUUCGGAAAAUUCAGAAUGUCGGGGAUUCUGUUCGAAGAUAUCUUCAACGUGAAGGACCUGGAUCCGGAGGGUAAAAAGUUCGACCGAGUGAGCCGGUUGCACUGCGAGUCGGAAUCGUUCAAAAUGGAUCUGAUUCUGGAUAUCAACUCGUGGCUGUAUCCGAUGGAGCUGGGAGACAAAUUCCGCCUUGUGCUGGCCACAACGUUACACGAAGACGGCACAGCCGCCAGCAUGGAGUACAACGCGGCCGAGAUCGAAGGGUCUCGGGCGGACAGUUUUGAGUACGUUAUGUUCGGUAAGGUGUACCGGAUUGAGGGAGACGACGCACAGACCGAAUCCUCCAAUCGACUCUCCGCGUACGUGUCUUUCGGCGGGCUUUUGAUGCGACUGCAAGGGGAUGCAAAUAAUUUGCAUGGCUUCGAAAUAGAUCAAAACAUGUUUCUGCUUAUGAAGAAGUUGGCGUUCUAAAGUAAGAGAGUUUGUUUAAAGUAAUCGGUGGAUGGAAAAUAAAUGCAAUAUUCACCAACGAAGCUAGCCUUGAGACCUGUUGCGUGUUGCUAUCGGUCCGUUUGGGAAAGCCGGAUCCAUAGGUAGAUAUUCAACAAAACACUUCCUAUCAGUAUCAAUAUCACUAGCAAAGUCGUGAAAAAGCU
Molecule: messenger RNA, 764 nt
Organism: Anopheles darlingi
Lineage: Eukaryota; Metazoa; Arthropoda; Insecta; Diptera; Culicidae
Gene: Rpb8
Product: DNA-directed RNA polymerases I, II, and III subunit RPABC3
Exons: 3
Coding region: 127-579 (150 amino acids)
Biological process (GO): DNA-templated transcription
Cellular component (GO): RNA polymerase III complex; RNA polymerase II, core complex; RNA polymerase I complex
Molecular function (GO): DNA-directed RNA polymerase activity
Source: RefSeq, a predicted model, not a curated record